Monoraphidium neglectum is the source of this 444-nucleotide messenger RNA. RefSeq lists its product as hypothetical. The transcript has a single exon. Gene Ontology annotation, cellular component: multi-eIF complex; eukaryotic translation initiation factor 2 complex; eukaryotic 48S preinitiation complex. The record is from RefSeq and is a predicted model, not a curated record. The coding region runs from base 1 to 444 and encodes 147 amino acids. Gene Ontology annotation, molecular function: translation initiation factor activity; ribosome binding; RNA binding. Lineage: Eukaryota; Viridiplantae; Chlorophyta; Chlorophyceae; Sphaeropleales; Selenastraceae.
AUGACCCCGCAGCCCCUCAAGAUCCGCGCUGACGUGGAGAUGACCUGCUUCGCCUACGACGGCAUCGAGAAGAUCAAGGCCGCCAUGCACGCCGCCGAGGGCGUGUCCACCGAGGAGUGCGCGGUCAAGAUGAAGCUCGUGGCCCCGCCGCUGUACGUGCUCACGACGCAGUCGCUCGACAAGGGGCGCGGCGUCGAGCUGCUGCAGGCGGCGUGCGACGCGUGCCGCGCGGCGGUGGAGGGCGCGAAGGGCAAGCUGGUGGUGAAGGAGGCACCGCGGGCGGUCAGCGAGCGGGACGACAGGCUCUUGGCGGAGAAGCUGGAGGCGCUGGAGGCGGCUAACAAGGAGGUGGAUGGGGACGCGGACCGCAGCAGCGAGGAGGAGGAGGAUGGGGGCAUGGGCGACUUCGAUGCAGAGGCCGGGCCGGCGACGAUCGAGGUGUGA